This is a messenger RNA of Fragaria vesca subsp. vesca, 1077 nucleotides long. RefSeq lists its product as uncharacterized. The coding region runs from base 1 to 1077 and encodes 358 amino acids. Lineage: Eukaryota; Viridiplantae; Streptophyta; Magnoliopsida; Rosales; Rosaceae. The record is from RefSeq and is a predicted model, not a curated record. The transcript has 2 exons.
AUGCAACAUGAAAUCCCAGUCCACACAUUUGGAUUUGGCAACGACCAUGAUGCAAACAUUAUGCAUGCUAUUUCUGAUGCAUCAGGGGGAACCUUUUCAUACAUUGAAUCAGUUGGAAUGAUACAAGAUUCCUUUGCUUUGUGCAUUGGUGGUCUUCUCAGUGUUGUGGCUCAAGAACUUCGCCUCACAGUAAGGUCAGCAUCUUGUGCGGUGAAGAUUGUGUCAAUACUAUCAGGGAGACAUGUCAGCCAGAUUUCUGAUGAGGGCCGGCAAGGUGAUGUUGAUAUUGGAAACAUAUAUGCAGAAGAGGAGAAACAGUUUCUGGUCUACCUAUCAGUUCUACCCUCGGCUUCACAUGUUAAGAUGCCAUUGUUAGAUGUGACAUGCGUGUACAAAAAUCUUGCUUCAAAUGAGUUGAUGCAGGAAGUGUCUUUGGAGGUUGAUCGGCAGCGGAACAGGGUUUUGGUGGCUGAAGCUAUUGGAGAGGCUAAAGGGUUGGCAGAGAUGGGAAAUAUGGAGGGUGCAAGGGCCAUUUUGACUCAACAAAGAGAAACUCUCUUAACAACACCAGCAGCUCAAGCUGGGGAUGGUCUCAGCAGUUUGCUUGAAACAGAGCUUAGAGAGAUCAUGAUUAGAAUGUCAACCAAGGAGUCGUAUGCUCACACUGGGCGUGCUUUUGCUCUCUCAGGAAUGAGCUCUCAUUUACAACAGAGAGCCACAGCUAGGGGUGACACAGAUACAUCAUGUCUCUCUGCUGGUUUUGGUGCCUCUAGGGCUUUUGGUGGCUCCUCUGGUUUUGGUGCCACAGCUGGUUUUGGUGCUUCUACGGCUUUUGGUUGCCCAUCUGCUUUUGGUUUCUCUUCUGGUGGCUCCGCGGCUUAUGGUGCUGCUGGUUCUCUAUACAGCGCAGGACCAACUUUUGGUGCCUCUGCUACUGCUGGUGGAGGUGGUCUACGGGGUGCCCCCGUGAUGUUUGGUGCCCCCGUUGGUGCGUAUGAAACACCUGCAAUGCUCAGAAUGGUAGAAAAAUCAAAGAAUACAGGCCUCCAACCAAAACAACAGGCUGAUACAUUUUAG